AUGUUUUCAACUUGGUACAAGGCACAAGACAUCUCGGCCGGCCCGUACCAAGUUGUUGUUAUCAUUUUUGUAGUUAUCUCUGCUGAAACUCUUUUUCAGUUUCAAUCGUUUCUUCAUUAUUCUCAGGUAUGUUUAUUGGCACUGUCUAUGACCAAAGUUGGAACAGCACCUUGCAGCAAUCGUUCCUUCUGCAGAUAUGGAUAUCAUUUGACCAUAAAGUGGUUAUGGCUUAUCACUUUGUUCAACUGUUCUUCCUCUACAAAAUAUAAAGAAAACGCGUCGUACAUAGCACAAUUAUUGUAUGGGGCCACUCUGCUGAGGCAGCUAGAUAGAGUGCUUGGCCUGCAGAGGAGGGCUGUUAGAUUGAUGGUAGAGGUGAAAUACACAGAUAAUUGCAAACAUGUGUUUAUUGAAUGGGAGCUUCUGACUGUGUCAAGUCUUUUUGUGUAUGAUGACAGAAGAAGAUCUAUACGAAACCUCCGAAGAUGUUCACGAAUACGACAGCUGAAAUAA
This is a messenger RNA of Acanthoscelides obtectus, 513 nucleotides long. Lineage: Eukaryota; Metazoa; Arthropoda; Insecta; Coleoptera; Chrysomelidae. The record is from the annotation of a GenBank genome assembly.